AAAGUUUCGAGGCUCAGAGGAACACAAUGACUUGGAUCAAACACUCUAAAUGAGAAGAGGGCAUUUCUGCAGCAUCCAGGGAGUCGUCAAAGUCCUGCUAAACCAACUAUCUCCUUUUUAAAGCGUUCAUGCUGCGGAAAGAAACGACUGAUCGACUUCCUCUUUCAAUGACCAGAGAUUAUUUCUGACAAUCCAGGAUAUCCCGAAAGCUAGGAGACAUAUGGCUGGAAAAUGAAAAGAUCUAGGAGCGUGGCCACAUCAUUAUUUUGUGUCGCGUGGGGCCAGAUGAGCACUCGGUGAACGGCGCAGGGAUGCGAACGGACAGUUUCAUAAUGUGAAAUUUUUUCUCCAUAACGCUAAAACAGAUUUCGUUUCCUUCUCAUUUCUUUUGGUCUCUAGUACCUGCUUUUCCUCCCUCUCUGCAAUAUCAAUUAACUCAACUCUGCAGCAGGGUGGCCAGAAAGGAAGAGAAUGAGGCGAUAUCCAUAACCUUAGGAAGUGUCGGACGAGUCGCAAACCAGGGAACUGCGGCUGCGACCCGCCGCGUCCAGUGCGGAUUUCAGGGUUAGCACUGCCUUGGCGGUCAUGGAGCGGACCGUGCCCUCGGUCCGCGGAGAAUAGAGACCCGGGCGCCGAGAGGAGUUCACUGAUCUUGCGGCAGGCUUUGAGGCCGUGGCUGGCUCUCAUCCGCUGUCUUUUAGCACCAUUAUCACCGUUCUCGAGAAGUCAUGGAAGAGGGCCCGCUGCCAGACCUCAGAGACAUCGAGCUAAAGCUGGGACGCAAAGUACCCGAGAGCCUAGUGCGCUCGCUCCGCGGGGAGGAGCGGGUUCCCGGGGAAAGGGACAGAGACCCCUGCGGGGGGAGCUGCAGCGGCGGCGGCGGCGGUUGCUGCAGUAGCAGCAGCAGCUGCUGCAGCUUCCCUCCCUCCUUAACAUCCUCCUCUUCGUCCUCCCCAACCUCUGGCUCCCCACGACGUAGCCACUCCAGCGCCCUGGAAAGGCUGGAAACCAAGCUUCACCUCCUCAGGCAAGAGAUGGUUAACCUCAGAGCCACAGAUGUCAGACUUAUGCGUCAGUUGCUCCUCAUCAAUGAGAACAUCGAGUCCAUCAAGUGGAUGAUGGAGGAGAAAGCCACCAUCACUAGCCGAGGCAGCAGUCUCAGUGGCAGUCUGUGCAGCCUGCUGGAGAGCCAGAGCACCUCCUUACGCGGCAGCUACAACAGCCUGCAGGAUGGCAGUGAUGGGCUAGAUGGCAUCUCUGUGGGAAGCUACCUGGACACUUUGGCUGAUGAUGUCCCAGGCCAUCAGACCCCUUCAGACUUGGACCAGUUCAGUGAGGGCUCCAUCAUAGAGGACUCCCAAGCCCUACACAAGCCUCCUAAAUUGGAUUCUGACUACUACUGCUUUGGCUAAUGACCCAGUUUUUUGCAUGGGACUGGUGUGCAAUUAACUUGUAUGUAUCCUUCUUCUCCGCUGCUAUAUUUUUGGUGUGAUUUUGUAAAAUAAGACAACCUUUUAAAAGAAGCUUAUUUUUAAACUGCUUAAUGACAUUUCUGUUGCUCCUAAUAUUUCUCAUCUAGACUGAUUUAUUUUUCUCUGUUACAUCUCUAUUUUUAUUUAUUAAAAUGAUUUUCCUCCCUUCUUUUAGAGUAGCACAAACAAAGUAGGGGGAAAAGAAUAAGCAAUAAUUAUGUUUUUGCUUUUGUUUUCAGAGCAAGGGGUCAGGGACUACAAGGAAAACUUUACUAAAUUUUACAGUAAACCAAAGUAUGAAAACUGUUAAUUUUGUUGCUGUGUCCUUAAAUGAUUCAAGAUUUUAUCUUCCAAAAGAUACUGAGGUCUAUUACUGUUUGUAGAUUAGGUUGCACAAACUUCUUGAACAAAAUCAAGGGUGCCAAUUAUGGCACACUUUUACAUGCCAUCAUUGGAAAGCCCCCAAGUGUAUGCAACCUGAUCACUUCACCUUUUUAUUGAUACUACACAUUAGGAUUUUGUCAUCAGUCAUUUUAACUCAUAUAUUAGACAUAUCUGUCUGACAAUAUGUAUUAGUAUUUCAAAUUUUGAGGAAUAUUGAGAUCAGGUAUGAUGGUGAUUAAAGGCAAAUAUGCCCUACAUUUGGGAUUUUGUUGGCGUUUUCUUAUAAGCACUUUGCAAUUCUACUGGGAUGUCUAAACAUAUAUGUGUAUCUACAGAUGGAUAGAUAGACAGCCACACAGGUAACAGAUAUCAUAGGAAAUCAGCAUCUUUUAUCCACUUAUGAAGUCCACUUAUGAUAUUUUUUCAUCCUGGGAAGGAUAAAUAGUCUUUUAAUUUUCUGAAAUGAUACUGGAAAUAUUUAUAACUUAUGCAGUGAGUGAAAAUUUUAAUUUUGAUAUUUUUAGUCCUCUACAAAUUUUUAUCUAGAUGAUUCCUAGUGAGACAAUUUAAUUAAAAUUUCAAGCUGUUCUUUGUUACAAUUUACAAUAUGAAUCAAAAAAGUUUUCUUGCUUGUAAAUGAGAAGUUUCCUUUUAUUCUAUACUCAUUGCACACCUGGAAACUUAUCAUUUGUUUCCAAGACAUAUAUUAUUCAAUUUACAAUUAAAAGCUCUCAGUGCACAUAUUUUUCAUUAGUUUUUUCCCUAAAUUCUUAGGUAUAAUCCUCAUCACUAUAAUCCCAUAAUGUCAGGAUUGUCACUAUUAUAAGUUUAAGGAAACUGUGGCACAAAGAAUGUGAGUCACUGCAUUAAAUCUUCCACUAAAUGUCCAAAAUAGAAUUUGAAUUUGACUCUGUUGUAUUCCUAUCACUGAUACUCAAUAACCUCUUUGCUUAUUGACUUAAAAUAAUAAAUGUGAGAAAGCAAAUUUAAACCCAUGAUAAAAAAGUGUAGCAAACUAUUUUCUGGUAGUAUCCAUGUUUUCCUAUACUGAAUCUACCAAGCUCUUUCUUGAAAUCACGUGUACCAAAUCAGUGUUAUGCCUAGUGAUGACUCAGAGAGGGAGCCACACAACAAUGGUUUCUAACAUAAUCCUUUCUCUCUGUGUACUUUUAUUUUCAACUCAGUAAAGGGUGGUUGGCUGGUUAUUUGUUUGAUUUUAAUCUGGAAUCAAACCAAGAAGUUUUUAGCACAGAUUGUUUAUCAUAUUAAAAUUCAAGAGCACACAUUGUGACCCAACAGAAAAAACAACCUCAGAACCAAGACCAAUGAAUUUCAAACAGAAGGUAGUGAAAUAUGUAACCAUAUGUCUACAGCACAGCAAAAAAAAAAAAAAAAAUCCUUCACAAGAGGAAAGUGAGCAGACAGCAAUGCAAGAGGAAAAAAGAGUGAAUUCUAACCUCUUUAAGACUCAACAUUUGGCUACAAGAAGCUAUGUAUAUAAAAGACAAUUUCUGCUCAGAUCAUAGAUUCAGACUAUGAAUUCAGUAUGAAGAUUUUUUAAAAUAUAUUUUUCUUUUCCAACCAGCUUCCCUGAUAUUUGUCCAUACCUUCUAUAAAUUGACCUUGUAUAGAAUAGAAACUUUAAAAAAUUAUGAGUAUUAUGUAGAAGAAAUGUAUAGAAUAGUUUUCAGUUAGAAAUUAUAUUUUAAGAAAACUAUAAUGGACAUUGGCAGAAUAUCUGAGAAUAAUUUUUGGCUCCAUUAAUAGUAAAAAUUUUAAUGUUUAUAUGCUUUAUAUUUAUUCCAACUUGUUUCGCAAGAGAUAGCAAAUAUUGAUUGUAUAUACCAACAAUGUUUUCAUAGUUGAUUUCAUUAAGAGGAGGAGAAUAUGGUAAUAAACAAGAUUAAUUACUAACAUA
Molecule: messenger RNA, 3774 nt
Organism: Marmota monax (woodchuck)
Lineage: Eukaryota; Metazoa; Chordata; Mammalia; Rodentia; Sciuridae
Gene: Lurap1l
Product: leucine rich adaptor protein 1 like
Exons: 2
Coding region: 729-1412 (227 amino acids)
Biological process (GO): positive regulation of canonical NF-kappaB signal transduction
Source: RefSeq, a predicted model, not a curated record